Messenger RNA from Lontra canadensis (Northern American river otter), 2315 nucleotides. RefSeq names its product sphingomyelin synthase 2 (gene SGMS2). Gene Ontology annotation, molecular function: ceramide cholinephosphotransferase activity; sphingomyelin synthase activity. Gene Ontology annotation, cellular component: endoplasmic reticulum membrane; Golgi membrane. The record is from RefSeq and is a predicted model, not a curated record. The transcript has 6 exons. Lineage: Eukaryota; Metazoa; Chordata; Mammalia; Carnivora; Mustelidae. Gene Ontology annotation, biological process: sphingomyelin biosynthetic process; ceramide biosynthetic process. The coding region runs from base 539 to 1636 and encodes 365 amino acids.
AGCAGCAGUCUUAGGAAAGAGUGAUGUGAUCUCUGGAGAGGUUCUAGCUUAUUAUGACUUCAUGGUUAGUAACAAGUAAUAGUGUCUGGUGAAGGGUUUGCAAAGUUGGGUCCUGACUUUUAUUUAAAGAAAUUUUAAAGGAAUUGAUGAUUAAAAUGUUUCUAUUUAUACUGACAUCAGCUCAAAAAGAGACAAGAACUCCAAGAUAAAAUAACUCCAUAUUUUACAAAUAAACUCCAUCUCAACAAUGUUAACCAUGUUCUGACGAUAUAUUUUCAAAGCAAAUGGCUCUGGUGGGAUAGUAACACCUCUGGGAGAAAGAAAAUUGUCUUCCUCUCUCGAAGGUGGUGAGUGGACCACAGGCGGCUACAUGGAGGGAACAGUGAUCAGAUGGUUCCCUUCUACAUUUUGUGCUAGGAAACAAAAUCAGUUAUAGGAAUCCAUGUUGAUCUCGGAAGUAGAAGGAUUUAGAAAAGUUAAGUUUGCACAAAAACCAAGAACUUUCCCAUCUCCUUUUUGAUCUGAAGACUGGGGGACAAUGGAUAUUAUAGAGACAGCAAAACUCGAAGAACAUAUGGAAAAUCAAACCAAUGAUCCCGCAAACACUUACACGAGACCUGCUGAACCUGCUGAAGAAGAAAACAAAAAUGGCAACAGUAAACCUAAGAGCUUAUCCAAUGGGUUGCGAAAGGGCACCAAAAAGUACCCGGACUAUAUCCAGAUUGCUAUGCCCACUGAAUCCAGGAACAAAUUCCCCCUGGAGUGGUGGAAAACAGGCAUUGCCUUCGUGUACGCCCUCUUCAACCUCGUCCUAACCACCGUCAUGAUCACGGUUGUACACGAAAGGGUACCUCCCAAGGAGCUCAGCCCCCCGCUACCAGACAAGUUUUUUGAUUACAUUGAUCGGGUAAAAUGGGCAUUUUCUGUAUCAGAAAUCAAUGGGAUUAUAUUAGUUGGAUUAUGGAUCACCCAGUGGCUGUUUCUGAGAUACAAGUCAAUCGUGGGACGCAGAUUCUUUUUUAUCAUUGGGACUUUAUACCUGUAUCGCUGUAUUACAAUGUACGUCACCACUCUCCCUGUGCCCGGAAUGCAUUUCCAGUGUGCCCCAAAGCUCAACGGAGACUCACAGGCGAAAAUACAACGAAUUCUACGAUUGAUUUCCGGUGGUGGGCUGUCCAUAACUGGAUCCCAUAUCCUGUGUGGAGACUUCCUCUUCAGCGGUCACACCGUUGUGCUGACACUUACUUAUUUGUUCAUCAAAGAAUAUUCGCCUCGUCACUUCUGGUGGUAUCAUUUAAUCUGCUGGCUGCUGAGUGCCGCCGGGAUCAUCUGCAUCCUUGUAGCUCAUGAACACUAUACUGUUGAUGUGAUCAUUGCUUAUUACAUUACAACACGGCUGUUUUGGUGGUACCAUUCAAUGGCCAAUGAAAAGAACUUGAAGGUCUCUUCACAGACUAAUUUCUUGUCCCGAGCCUGGUGGUUCCCCAUCUUUUAUUUUUUCGAGAAAAACGUACAAGGCUCAAUUCCUUGCUGCUUCUCCUGGCCGCUCUCCUGGCCCCCUGGCUGCUUUAAGUCUUCAUGCAAAAAGUAUUCCCGGGUUCAGAAGAUCGGCGAAGAUAAUGAGAAAUCUACCUGAGGAGCAAAAACAAAGGCAUCAGCUCUUAAACCAAAAGAGUUAACGCUGUAACCAAAGGUAUAGUUUUGGGUUUUUAUUUUAGAAGAACUGACUGGUAAAUGAAGAAAUGCACCAAAUUCCGUGUAAACGAUUAGAGAGAUGAACGAAGUAUUACCCUUUGACCGUUUUUUUAUUCAUCCUGAGAAAAGCAUAUUCUCCUGCAGCUCUUCCUUCAUUGGUGACAAGCCCCCAAACUGGGAUUUUAUUAAUGAGCUUGUUAAAGAGGUGCCAAAGAACCUACUCUUCCUUCUCCUUAUACUUUAGCCACUAAUGCCCUCUACAGAAAUUUUUCAGGAUUUUUUUUUUUUUUUUUUUUUUUUUUUUUUUGCCUCCGAGGUCAGAAGAAUUUGUUAAUGUUUUAAAUAAAAUGUCUGGAUACAUACAGCUACUGUGUAAAUAGAAUAACCUCAUGUUGAGAGUGGUUUUAGCAUUAGGCUUUUUAAGGAGGGGAAGAUCUGUCAGUUGUAAGUGAACUUGAGGUGAACUUCGUUUCCACCUUGUCCUGGGGAAGGUCAAGGUCAGGUCUGGGAAUGUGCACCUGCUGCUACCACCCACUGCACCAUGUAUCACUUUUACUUUUUUUUGUAAACUGAUAAUUUUAUAAAAAGAAAGAAAAGUGAUCUAUUGUGGAAGAAUUUGA